Molecule: messenger RNA, 2642 nt
Organism: Peromyscus californicus insignis
Lineage: Eukaryota; Metazoa; Chordata; Mammalia; Rodentia; Cricetidae
Gene: Cdc42ep1
Product: CDC42 effector protein 1
Exons: 4
Coding region: 492-1688 (398 amino acids)
Source: RefSeq, a predicted model, not a curated record
GCCCGCAGCCCGCCCCCGCCCCGGGAUCCGGCCGCCAAGCCCGCGGCCAGGGCGGCGCAGACCGGCCCAGCGACUCUUGGGCUGCGCAGGGACGCGCCAGCGCACCCGCCCCUGGACCCCCGGGCUCGACGACACGAGGAAGCACCUUGGAGGUAGAAGGUUCUGAGGAAACUGACUGUGUACACAGCUGUUCACAAGACCUUGGCAGGACGCCUCCUUUCUCUCGACCUCUCCAGGUCUCCACCCCAGGACGGAGACCACCCAUCUCGUGCCUUCUCUGAUCAUCAGCCUCCCCAGGCCCAGGGGCAGGGCCUCUGGGAGAGAGAAGCAACAGACUCCCUCAGCCUCAGCACUGGGGACCGUCAAGGGCCGGCUUCCGCUCCGCCAUCUUCAUCGAGAGAAAGAGGCUGAGAAAGAUCCCUGAGCCCAGCCUGCCAUCUUCCCUGGCCCCGAGGUGGGCAUGGACCAGCAGUUGUGAGCAGCCAAAGCUGAUGCCCGGCCCCCAGGGGGGCACAGGAGCCCCCGCCAUGAGCCUGGGCAAGCUGUCUCCUGUAGGAUGGGUGUCCAGUUCCCAUGGGAAGAGGCGGCUGACAGCAGACAUGAUCAGCCCCCCACUCGGGGACUUCCGCCACACCAUGCACGUGGGGCGUGGUGGGGAUGUCUUCGGCGAUACUUCCUUCCUCAGCAACCACGGGGGCCGCUCUGGAAGCACCCACCACCGCUCACCCCGAAGUUUCCUGGCCAGGAAGCUCCAGCAGGUGCGCAGGGUGGGGGUGCCGCCUCGAAGGAUGGCUUCCCCAACGGCACCCUCGCCCGCCCCACCUGCCGUCUCCCCCAUCAUCAAGAAUGCCAUCUCCCUGCCCCAGCUCAACCAGGCCACCUAUGACAGCCUGGUGGUGGGCAAGCUCAGCUUUGACAGCAGUCCGGCCUGCUCCACGGAUGGCCGCUCUGGUUAUGGCCUCGAUUCUGGGUUUUGCACCAUCUCGCGUCUGCCGCGUGUGGAAAAGCACAACAGCCGUGACCGUGACUGUGACCGCGAUAGUGACCGUGUUCGUGACCGUGUUCAAGACCGAGAGCAAAAUUCUUUCCCGUCUGAGCCCGAGCUUCGACGCUCUGACUCUCUCUUGUCCUUCCGUCUUGACCUUGACCUGGGUCCCUCACUCCUCAGCGAGCUGCUAGGGGUCAUGAGCCUUUCAGAAACCCCGGCCGCUGAGACCCCAGCCCCUGCUGCCAACGCCCCCGCCUCAGCAGCAUCCCCUCCUGCCCCUCCUGCAGAACCCCCAGCCUGUGCCGUAACCACCCGAGACCCCGUGACAAGCCCCCCGGCCCCGGCAGCAAGCCCCCCAGCCUGUGAACAUUUCCCCAACGGGGGAACUGCUGUGCUGGGCCCCGUGGCCGAGGUAAAGCCCAGUCCUGUGGGAGAGAAUCCCCAGGUGACUCCCAACAUGGCCUUUGGCAAGUGUGGAGCCAGCUGGGGGGCCAGCCGGGCCAGCCGCCACUAUACCGAGAUGGAUGCUCGGCGGGAGCUGGCGGGGGUGCUACCGCAAGUCCACGGCUCCUGGGAGAGCCUGAAUGAAGAAGAAUGGAGCGCGCCUCCGGCCAGGGCCAGGGCCCCGGUGCCCAGCACGGUGCAGGUCAAUGCCUUUGAAUUUGCUGAUGCUGAGGAAGAUGAUGAAGUCAAGGUGUGAAGGACUGGGCAUGGGCUCCAGGUCCUGCCGUCCUCAGGACUCAGAGAGCAGAGGGCCUGAGCUCACCCACCGCCCCCUUAACUGCUACGUCUGCCCACAAGACAUGGACAGCUGCCCAACCAGAGCCCCAAAUCCUUCCUGGCCUGUGCAAGGAAGGCGUGGGUGAGGGGGUCCCUACUGAUCUGGCCCGCCUCCCUCCACUGCCUCUAGGCCCACUCGCCCUUCAGUCAUAACCUAUGCCAACCCCAUGGCCUCACAGUGUGGCCUUUGUGCCCCAGGAUGCUUCCCGGGUUGGGUAGGGGUGGGACAAGGACCACACAGGGCCAUUGUCUCUGAGUGGGACUGCCUGCCCCUGCCCAUGUAGAGCUGCCCCAGAAGGCCACCACUGCGCCCUCAGUUCCCAGAGAAAGGUCAGGUGUAACCUCGCAGUAGAUUCCGUCUUCUGUGUACCCGGACCUCCCUCCUGUGCCCGAUCGUAAAAGCUUUUCUGAUAAAAACUCACUGCCUAAGAAGCCAAGGAGGCAGCCCCCACUGAGAUGCCCUUUCCCCUCCUGAGAGUUUGGAAAGUUGAGGACCCCCUUUCACCCCGCCAACCCCCCCCCCCCAGCUAGAAGCGGGGUAGCCGAGGUAAUGAAUAACCAGCCUGGAAUGCUCAACGAUAAGAGGCCCAGGUGGGACCCUUAUCUGCAGUUCCUGGAACACCCUGGCCCCAGGUGCCUGGAACCAGUAUCUGCCCCAUAAUCCCAUGGGGCUGCUUGGCAGGUGCUCAGGUCACCAGGAGGGAGGCAGGUUUACACGCACAGGGUGGCUUGGGAGCACCUCCCACCCUCUUCUCUCGGCCGUGCCACACCCUCUGCCUCAGUUUCCAACCCUGUAUCAAAGGUAGGGGAGCAUUAACACUCGUGGGAAAGUGCUAACAGUUGUCGAUGUGGAAGUAAUAAAUGUGGACUCGUU